Drosophila mojavensis is the source of this 5042-nucleotide messenger RNA. RefSeq names its product polyamine-transporting ATPase 13A3 (gene anne). Gene Ontology annotation, biological process: polyamine transmembrane transport; intracellular calcium ion homeostasis. The transcript is spliced from 8 exons. The record is from RefSeq and is a predicted model, not a curated record. Gene Ontology annotation, cellular component: membrane. Gene Ontology annotation, molecular function: P-type ion transporter activity; polyamine transmembrane transporter activity; ATPase-coupled monoatomic cation transmembrane transporter activity. NCBI's taxonomy places the organism in Eukaryota, Metazoa, Arthropoda, Insecta, Diptera, Drosophilidae. Bases 89 to 4447 code for a protein of 1452 amino acids.
AGCAAAUUAAAAAAGUGAGAAAUAAAUCAUCAGGAAAUCCGUUAACAGUAAUUUUAAUAUAAAUUGGUGUCAGAUUUGUCUAGCAAGAAUGUCUGCCAACCAAAGUAAAAAUGGCGGAUGCCUUAUUGCAGAAGUUGUGCCCCCAGAGCUUUUGUUACUGCAGCCCUUAUCGGAAAGCAACGUUCAGCUGGCAGAACGCGAACAGUUGCUGCACUUGCCGCGUAUUGCUACCAAGAACAAUCUGUUGAAGCUAAAUUGGUGGCAUUCGCCCGCACAGCAAUUGGACAUCGAAGCCUCAUUCCUGGCCCCCACGCGAAUCAAUAUUGAUGCAAAUCGGACCAACACAAAGCCAACUGAAAUUGCCAACAACACGACCAAUCAAAGCAGCCUUAAUACACCUGUAAAAUCAAUUCCUAUGCCUAAGGAAAAACAUUCAACUGCUAAACAGCCGAAUGAUAGGUUGAGUCUCAAUUUCGAUCCUGAUGAAGAUUGUCAUCUACAUAAUUCCCAGUUGUUAAUGAAGGAUCCGAAAUCAUGCAAUGCCAUUUUGAACCCCGAUCAGCCAGACGAAAUGAAAGUCAGUGGAUAUCGACGCUCGCAUAUUCGUACAUUUUUAUGCUGGAUAUGCAUCAUCCUAACUGGUGGAAUACUAAGGCUAGUAUUGCAUUGGUGGCGUCAUUGGUAUUUGCUAGCCACAUGCCAGCCGUGUCCGUUGGAGGAUGCACAACAAGUACUUAUCGAAGAGGACUAUAAGGGAAAUCACAAGGUUUAUCAUGUUAAACAUGUUCACACAUUGGAUAUAGGACAACUCAAAAAAUUGCUCCAGAAAAUGGGGGAGGAAGUUGAUGAAAAGAAACUUCACCUGCCAGUUCACAUAUCUUCAGCGCAUUUUAAAGGCUGCAGAUCUUUAAGAACAUUCCGAUGCAAGCAGCUCGUUUAUGUGUGGGAAAGCAGCGCCAACAACUUUCAAAAGAUCAACGGAUUGGACGUAAAUGUACCUUGCUCUUAUUACCAUCAGCAACGUGGCCUAACUACGCAAGAGCAGCUCGCACGCCGUAUUGUAUUUGGUGAUAAUGAAAUAACAGUGCCCCUGAAAGAUGUGAAGACUUUGCUAUUUCUAGAAGCUCUCAAUCCUUUUUAUGUGUUUCAAAUAUUUUCGGUUGUCCUUUGGUUUACAUAUGACUAUUACUACUAUGCUUGCGUAAUCUUAUUAAUGUCAAUAUUUGGCAUAUCAAUGUCUAUUUUACAAACGAAGAAGAAUCAAGAUGAUUUGCAACAAACAGUUCUGAAUACGGGAAAUGCAUGGAUGGUCAACGCCAAAGGAGAAUCGAUAGAAGUGGAUACGAAACUGCUAGUGCCUGGUGAUAUUAUUGAAAUACCAUCAUCCGGUUGCACAAUGCAAUGUGACGCUGUAUUAUUAUCCGGCAACUGUAUCCUAGACGAAUCAAUGCUAACUGGAGAGAGUGUACCAGUUACUAAAACACCACUUCCGAUAAAGCGAGAUGUUAUAUUUGAUAAAAAAGAACAUGCACGUCACACUCUAUUUUGUGGCACUAAAGUUAUACAAACUCGGUAUAUUGGGUCGAAAAAGGUGCUAGCUUUUGUUAUAAAUACAGGAAACAUAACGGCAAAAGGAGGAUUAAUACGCUCUAUACUCUAUCCACCACCUGUAGACUAUAAGUUUGAACAGGAUUCGUACAAGUUUAUUCAGUUCUUAGCGUUAAUUGCCUGCAUUGGCUUUAUAUAUACUCUUGUCACAAAGAUAUUGCGUGGUACAGACACGGUUAAGAUUGUGGUCGAAUCGUUGGACCUUAUUACAAUUGUGGUACCACCAGCAUUACCGGCAGCCAUGACCGUUGGCCGGUUUUAUGCUCAAAAACGCUUAAAAGCUAACAACAUAUUUUGUAUAUCUCCGCGAUCCAUCAACGUGGCAGGCAGUAUUGAUUGCUGUUGUUUUGAUAAGACUGGAACUUUGACAGAGGAUGGUUUGGAUAUGUGGGGCGUUGUACCAAAGUCGUCGACGAAUCAGUUUCAAAUACCCCUUAAAGAUGUUAAGCGAUUACCAUACGAUCAUUUUCUGUUUGGGAUGGUCACGUGCCAUUCAAUUACUUUUAUGAAUGGUACAAUGAUGGGUGAUCCCUUAGAUCUUAAGAUGUUUGAAUCGACUGGUUGGUUACUUGAAGAUUCAAAUAAUAUACCUGAAAACGAGAAGUAUGGACUGAUCUAUCCCACAAUAUUGCGGCAACCCACUCGAGACGAAACAAGGUUAUCCCCAAAAGAGGGAAUGCCAACAAGAUCAUCCGUAUUGCGACAGAAUUCUGUAGAUGAUCUAUUGGCCAACGUUGGAAUUUUGAAAGCUGAGAAAAAUUUCGAUCAUGGAAUUGUAAGAGAGUUCCCCUUUACAUCCACCCUACAACGUAUGUCAGUAAUAACACGUUGUCUCAGCGCUCAAGGAUUCAAUGUAUACUGCAAGGGUUCUCCUGAAAUGCUGCAACAAUUGUGUCUGCCACAGAGUAUACCGAACGACUAUACUCAACAACUAUCAAUUUUUGCAAAGAAAGGUUUCCGCGUUAUUGCCAUGGCAUACAAGACCUUCAACCCAAAGAUGAAUUACACAAAGAUACAGAGGCUUUCUCGUGAGGAGGUCGAGGUCAGUUUAGAAUUUUUAGGCUUUGUGAUUCUUGAAAAUCGUCUUAAGCCUGAUACAUCAGCAGUUAUAAACUCACUCAAUCAGGCAAAUAUUCGCACAAUUAUGGUUACAGGUGAUAAUAUAUUAACUGCCAUGAGUGUCGCUCGGGACUGUGGCAUUGUGAGCGCUACGCAGGCAGUUAUCACAGUCCAUGCUGUACCCUUGCCAAAAGCCUUUGACAAAUCGAAUGCCGAAGAACAUGUUUGUCAAUAUGAGCUUCAGUAUACUCUUGAGCUGGGUAGUAAAGCGUGUUCACCUGCACUGAAUGGUAAUAGAGCAUUUUCCGCUGGUGAAAUCGUACUAAAUAUGGAUCAUCUCUCAAAAUCAACUAAUUCAUUAGUAAAUGGUGGCCUAAGUUGUAGCUCAAGUGUAUUACCGAAUAGCAAUAGUUUGACAAGCGUAAAGACUAUAGAUACAUGGACGCAUAACGAUAUCGAUGGCGAUGAUGUGGAGCUUGGAGCAGAAGCUGUCAUACGUAAUGAUGCUAACUGGCGUCGUCAAUAUAUAUUUGCCAUGGAUGGCAAGACAUGGCAAAUUGUACAGAAUCAAUUUCCGCAGGAAAUGGAAAUCAUUUUGACCCGCGGAGCAAUUUAUGCGCGUAUGUCACCGGAACAAAAGCAAUCUCUAGUGAUGGAGCUUCAAAAUUUGGAUUAUUAUGUUGCGAUGUGCGGAGAUGGGGCAAACGACUGUGGUGCUUUAAAGGUAGCACAUACGGGUAUAUCAUUGAGUGAUAGUGAAUCAUCAAUUGCGUCGCCAUUCACAUCCCGUAAUCCUACUAUUGCAGCCGUACCAAAUGUUGUAAAAGAAGGCCGCGCCGCUUUGGUUACAUCAUUUGGUAUAUUCAAAUAUAUGGCCGCCUAUUCGUUAGUACAGUUUAUAUCCGUAAUGAUACUAUACUCGAUCGAUUCGAAUUUAACAGAUAAACAAUAUCUCUAUAUCGAUCUUGGCUUAAUAUCGGUAUUUGCAUUCUUCUUUGGCAAAACAGAGGCCUAUGAUGGCCAACUGAAUAAACAAGUGCCACUUAAUUCACUCAUAUCGCCAACGCCUUUAACCUCUCUCGUGCUUCACCUAGUCGUAGUGGUGACAUUUCAAGUAACUACCUGGUUCCAGCUUCAUAAGCAGUCUUGGUUCACACCUUUUCGGCCAGAGGGAGGAGACCAUUUAGGUUGUUAUGAGAAUUACACGAUGUUUGCAAUAUCCAGUUUUCAGUAUAUUAUACUUGCAUUUGUAUUUUCAAAAGGAGCCCCAUAUCGAAAACCAAUAUGGUCUAACUGGCCAUUAUGUUUGGCUCUGAUUUUAAACGCUUGCAUUGUCGUUUAUUUGGUUGUUUAUCCAAGUGAUUGGAUAGCCAACUUUUUUCAAAUUAUUGUUCCACCUGAUAUGUCAUUUCGGUACAUUAUGCUCCUAUAUGGAGCGGCAGCAUUUAUCUCUCAUGUCUUUCUCGAGAAUUUUGUGGUUGAGUAUUUGGUAUUUAAGCGAUUCCAAGUACGACGUGAACAAAAUGUAAACACAUCAACGCGAAAAUAUAUGCGAUUGGAAUAUAAUAUCAAAUCGUUUGAUAACUGGCCUCCCAUAACUGAAGUAUGUGAUCUGCACGAUCCAACAGAUCUAGUGGUUGAGGUACAGCCGACAUAUGUUAAUUUAGGUGCAGAACAAAAUGUAGACGCCCAGCACAAUGCAUUCCCUGGAUUUUUUGAGACAUCAGAAAAUUGUGUAGAUCACCGCAAUCGCUUUUCGAUCCUGAAAUCUAAUAGCUGAAGUUUAAAAAUAAAUAAGGUUACUCCACCAAUCCUAAUAGGAUAAGAAUAAUAAUAAGAAAAAGAAUAUAAGAUAUAUUUAUAACUUGCUUAAUUUUGGCAUCCAAUUAUAUAAAUGUGCAUAAAUAUUUAAUCUAAGAUUAAUUAAUAUAAAUAUUGUUACACUCUGCUAACUGUUGAUCGCAUCUAAGAUAUUGAGUUCUUAUCAGAUUAAACCGAUUAAUAUAUGUUUUCGUAAUUUAUACCGCCGACCAUUAAGAAUAGAACGUAAUUGUUUAUAAAAUUUAUUACAGUUUGUAAUGUUAUUAAGAAAUUGCUGUACAAUUCGUCAUGUGAUUGAGUGAAGUUUUUGCAGUGCAUGUAUUAAUAGGAAUACAUAUGCGAUAAUUAUACCCUCCACAUAUAUAUACAUAUAAAGUAAUAUUUCCUUAUAAGUUGCCAUGGUAGGUAGCUUAAAAUAAUUAUAAGUAUUUAUUAUGUAGUGUAUCUAUGGAGUAUAGGUAACUAUGAAAUAUGUAUUCAAUAAAGGUUUUUUGUAAAUCCAAAAAUACUUAAUAAAAAAAAAUACUUUAAUGUAUGUUUAUACUUACGACGAA